GCAUCACCUGCUUUUCUUACCCCUGAUUGCUCAGAUCCAUCACACUUCCCCUCUCUCCACUGCAUCGCAGCUCGCCGCGCUACGCAGGCCCCGCUUGUGCCUGUCAAUAGCCAAGCGCGUAGCCCAUCCCGCGCUCGCUUGCCUCCCAUUAUUGUCCUCGAUCCACUGCCUCCUCCAUGUAAAAGAACUUGUUCGGUUUUUUCUCCGCUCUCUGUCGUGUUGAUUCAACAGCAUUUCUGGUAUCCGUAUCGGCGAUCUUAGUGUUACAUCCCCCUUUGCUCUCGUAGUUAUCGGGCCAGGUGAAAGCACUUGUGUUAUAAAUUUGUAAUUUUUGAUUUAUUUUUAUUUUUUAUUUUUAAUAAAAAGUUAUUUCGUUUGUGGUUUACGUUAUCGAUUCGAAUGUGUCAGGGCGGGUCGCUUGGAGGCUUGUUCUUUCAAGAAGGGUUUAGUUUUGGCAAAUUUCAGCUGAGUCUGUGGUGUACCUCGAAGGGAGAUUCCGUGUAGUUCAUCGGGCAGUGGAUCCGUGGACUGCCGAAUGAGUUCCGUUUCGAUCAUGGUUAUUUCGUGUCAGGGGUAGCUUUUAAGUCGUGGCGGUAGGGCAGCGGUGAUCUUGUGUGGAUCAUUGUUUUCCUGGUUUGUAGUUAAGCCAUCAGUCUUCGAGUAGACCUGGAGUUCCGAAGUAUUGGCGAAAUUUGGACGAGUGGGCUUGUAUCUCAAGAGGACUCAUGGCGGCCCCAGUGGCAACGGCGCAAGUUGUCGGAAAUGCUUUUGUGAACCAGUACUACAAUGUCCUACACCAAUCCCCACAAGUCGUACAUCGGUUUUACACCGAUUCCAGUCACAUGACCCGAGCGGAGGCGGGAGCUGAUGGAGCUGUGGAUGUCGCCCAUACCCAAGACCAAAUUCACCAGAAGGUGAUGUCUUCAGAUUACAGCAAGUUCAAGGCAGAGAUUAAGACCGUUGAUUCCCAGGACUCACUCAAUGGUGGAGUUCUAGUUCUCGUCACAGGUUCUCUAUCUACCAAAUCAACUGGAAAGAGAGUCUUUGUGCAAAGUUUCUUUUUGGCCCCUCAGGAAAAGGGCUACUUUGUUUUGAAUGACGUGUUCCGCUACCUCGAUGAUGAGGUCCAGCAGCAAACAAUAGCUGUCCCAUUUCAAUCCAAUGGUGUUCCGGAAGUCGAGCAGGAGCACCCGCAGGCCUCAGAACCAGUUGUGGAGCAGCCCACCCCAGCUCCGGCGCCUGAAGUUGUGAGAGAAGUCACACCCGAACCAACUCCUGCGAACGUGGCGACAGCUCAGGAGGUAUUCGAUGAUGAGGGACCUACUGGAGCCGAAGAGGAGGAACUCACUGGCCCUGCGCCUAUCGAGGACAAUACCUCUCCCGUGAUUGAAGAGCCUGAGUCUCCAAUGGUUCAAACAACUCCAAUCAGGGAGACUCACCCGGUUGUGCAGGAGUCGAAAGCAGUUGGUGAGCAGCCUAAGAUAUCAUACGCAUCCAUCUUGAGAGUAAUCGGAGUCCCUCCUCCCAAGGCGGCUCAACCUCCUGCUGAGCGUCCAGCGGUUGCAUCUGUACCGGCUGCGACUUUAGCUACACCAUCUCAAGAAAGUCAUGAGGAUGUGGCUCCUGCUGAAAAUGCCUCGGAUGGGCGCUCAGUUUACGUAAAGAAUCUUCCAAUGUUCAUCACUCCUUCUGAACUGGAGAAGGAACUUGCUAGUUUUGGACGUGUCUUACCGAACGGAGUCAAUGUCAAGAGCCAAAAGGGAAGAGCCUACUAUGUGGGUUAUUUAAAGGAUUAUACUCUGGUUUUGAACAGCAAGGCGUUUGCUAUGCAUUUGUCGAAUUUGAGGACACAACUGCUGCGCAAACUGCUAUCGAGGCUUCUCCUAUUCAAAUCAAUGGUCGCCAAGUCCACAUCGAGGAAAAGAAGCCAAUGGCAAGAGGUCCACGACGAUCAAACGACGGGAAGAACGAUCGUCCAUAUCGGUCAGACAGGAAUGAUCGUGGCGAAGCAGCUAGAGGCCGCGGGUCAUACCAUGAACGGAACCCCGGAAGGGGCGCAGGUCAAGACGCACGGGAACGGGACGGAAGCAGAGGAGGACGUGGGGCUGGCCCUGCUCGCGCGGGGCAUUCCUCAUCAAACAAUGGAAGUGCCCCAGGUAACAGUGAGAGACGCCCUGAAGGCCAAAGAGCACCCAGGCGUAACAGCAGCAAUCCACCUCCUCCAGCUGCAGCUGCGUGAGGCUGGCUAAGUGAAUGAGUUUGCGAAGAUGUUACAUUUUUUACUAAGAAUUGUUGAGUAAGGCAGCUAUUCUUUGCAUUUCCUAUCCGAUUUCGCUUGUGCUUGGGGUUCAUUAGGUAGCUCCGCAACAAAUAGCAUGCGGAAGCAAGGAGACGCUGAAGAUUUGCAUUUAGUGCAAAGUAGAGGUUGACACUCGCCCCACUCACGAUUUCUGGUGAGAUUGUCAGAAAUUGUAAGACUGUGAUCAAUGAACAGGAUGUCAACGUAUUCCAACGCUCUGUUCAAAGGUUACUUGCAGGCAUUGCAUGAUGAGCGUUUUACUUUGUACAUUAGUUAUUGUCUUUCUUUUUGGUUCAA
Messenger RNA from Physcomitrium patens, 2596 nucleotides. The record is from RefSeq and is a predicted model, not a curated record. NCBI's taxonomy places the organism in Eukaryota, Viridiplantae, Streptophyta, Bryopsida, Funariales, Funariaceae.